AUGGCCAGACCGACGAUCACCCCCACCGGUCACGAACGCACGUUUCACGAAGAUGAAAUCAUCGUCAGCAAGACCGACCUGAAGGGCAUCAUCACCUACGCGAACCUUGUGUUUCAGCGAGUCUCAGGCUUUACAGAACAGGAACUGCUCGGCAAGCCGCACAAUAUCAUCCGUCAUCCGGACAUGCCCCGCUGCGUGUUUAAGUUGCUGUGGGACACCAUCGCCCAAGGCAAUGAGAUCUUCGCCUACGUGGUGAACCUCAGCAAAAACGGCGAUCACUAUUGGGUCUUCGCCCACGUCACGCCCAGCUUCGAUAAUCAGGGGAACAUCACGGGCUAUCACUCGAGCCGUCGCGUGCCAGAAAAGGCGGCCGUCGACCAGGUGGUCCCCAUCUACAAAAUGCUGCUCGAAAAGGAAGCCUCGUACGCCAACUGGCGCGACGGCAUGCAAGCGGCGACCGAAACCCUAUUGGAACACCUCGACCAGGCAACCCUCACUCGCGAAGCUCCUGCACAAGAAGCUGCCACAACGGCCGCCAACAACCGGCUUCAGCAAGAGCACGAACAUCAACAGCAGUGGCUGCAGAAAGCCGCCUCCGUUUGCGAUCAGGCAGCUCGCGGCAACCUGGAGGUACGCCUGCUCGACCUCGACGUGCCGGCUGACUCCGACCUUGGUCGGAUUCUCAACGGAAUCAACUCGCUGCUCGACUACACCGACGCUUUCGUCCGCGAAGCGAAAGCUGUGCUCGAUUACGCUGCCCAAGAAAAGUUCUACCGCCGUGUUGCCCUGCGGGGCAUGACCGGAACUUUCCGCCAGGCCGCCGAGUUGAUUAACGCUGCCUCGGAAGAGAUGCAGCAGAAAUCUGAAAAGAUCGAAAACGCACAGACCCAACGCCUGGCGAUGGCCGAUUCGUUCGAAGCCACCGUCAAAAAGGUGACCGACUCAGUAGCCAGCACGGCCGAACAGUUGCAACAGACCUCGACGGCUCUCUCCGAAACUGCACGAUUGACCUCCGAGCAGUCGAAUGCAGCCAUGGAUAUGUCGGCCCAAUCGGUUGAAAACGUCCGGCACGUCGCCCAAUCGACCGAUGAACUACAGAACUCGGUGUCCACGAUCGACCUCCGCGUUCAAGAGUCGACCGAGAUCGUCCGCAGGGCCGUUUCCGAAGUCGACCAGGCGACCGAGAUCAUGGCCGAGCUGGAUAAGUCAUCGACGAACAUCGACGCUGUGGUGGAAACGAUCGCUGAAAUCACCAAGCAAACACAAUUGCUGUCACUCAACGCUGCCAUCGAAGCCGCACGAGCCGGAGAGGCCGGCCGAGGUUUCUCCAUCGUGGCGGCCGAAGUCCGCAAGCUGGCCGAACGCACCCGCGAAGCGACCAAGCAAGUUCAAAACGACAUCAGCUUGAUUCAAUCGUCGACCGCCAACGCGGUGAGUUCGAUCAGUCAAUUCCGCAACACGGUUGGUGAGAUCAACGGCACCAGCGAUUCGAUCGCCGGCCUGGUGAGCGAGCAGCGCGAGGCGACCGCCAACAUUCACGCCAAUGUCACCGAGGUGACCCUGCGCAGUGAAAGCGUGAACGACAGUAUCCAGCAAGCCUCGACCGCGGCGAACGAAACCACCGACGCCACGGCGCAGUUGCUCGAAUCGUCGGGCGAACUCUCCGCUCAGGCGAAGAUGCUCUCCGAAGGUGUCGAAGAAAUGCUGCAGGCCAUUCGCUCGCAAGAGUAG
Molecule: messenger RNA, 1731 nt
Organism: Cladocopium goreaui
Lineage: Eukaryota; Dinophyceae; Suessiales; Symbiodiniaceae
Source: the annotation of a GenBank genome assembly